UUGGACAAGAAAAUUCCUUUCCAUCUCCAAGUUUUCCAAAAGUAUACUACAUCUUGAAUCCAACAUUCUUCGACCGAAUAAUUGCCUUUAAUUGAUGACUCUCGUUUGCAUUACAGAGUAACAGCAACUGGGUUGAAAAUUGCUGGAUUGUAAAAGAAUGGACUGAAGCCGAGACUCACUUGCAAGUUACAGAAGCCAAGAGAUCUGCAGAUAAUUAAAAGUGUAUAAAUAUGAGUGUCUCAUCUUGGGAUGGUCAUUCGGGAGUGGAGUUUUGCAGCUGACCAUUCAUCGUACCUCUCUCACCAUGGCGCUGCGUUCACUGUUUGUGUUACUGGGAACCUUCAUUGCCUGCAAUGCCAAUUUGAUUGAUUGUGGGCAACCAGCCCAUCCUCCCGAUGAAUCGCGCGUUGUGGGAGGACACGAAGCCCAGGCCAACUCCUGGCCAUGGCAGGUUAGUCUUCAACUCAAGCAGUACGAUGGUACUAAAAUGCAUUGGUGCGGUGGAUCGCUCAUACACUACAAUUGGGUUGUAACAGCAGCUCACUGUGUAGAGGGGAAGGAAGCUCCUUAUUUAUGGGAAGUCUGGCUUGGUGCUCAUGACAACAAAGUUCCUUCAGGCAGUGUGGUUGUGUCGAAAGUUGCAGGAAUUUUCAAAAAUCCAUAUUGGAAUCCAAGCGGUCUUGUGAAUGAUAUUGCGCUGAUUAAAUUAGCAACUUACUUCACCUUAAGUGACGAGAUCAGCACUGUUUGCCUGCCUGCAAAAACUCACACAGCAGGGAAUGGGUUCGUCACAGGCUGGGGAGAAAUGCAGUACUAUGGACAAGCAGGUUGGUAUCCAGAUAAGCUCCAACAGGUUAUGACACCAAUAAUUGACCAUGACACUUGCGUAAAGGUUAUGCAGCCAUACUUGGUGGAUGACGCCAUGGUUUGUGCUGGAUUCCCCAACGCGCAGAAGGGAGCAUGCUCAGGAGACAGCGGCGGUCCAUUUGUUGUUAAAACAGGAGGAAGAUGGGAGCUUGCUGGGAUUGUCAGCUGGGGUCUCAUUCCUUGUGCACAGAACGGUAUUCCUUCAAUAUACACUGAUCCCAAAACAUUUGAAAGUUGGAUCUAUAACACCAUAAGCUCGAAUUAAAAUAAACUUAAAAGAUUUCCAGUUUCAGGGUACAGAUCUACUGGGUGAGUCAAAAAGAAGUUGACUGAGACUUAAGAUUAAAAUCAAAACAGCAACUGGCACUCCAAACCCCAGUGAAGCACAUUAUAAACAAGCAUUCUUUCCUGCUUACCCCAAAAAAAGAAUGAAACAAAUUGAUCAUUUCUGAGAGAAGUUAUGCCUGUUUAACUGAAAGCACUUACGUCUGUAGCUGACCUUGGAAUGCUAAUGCAUGACUGAAUCUACACAGCUGAAAUGCUUUUCUUUGCAUAUUAUUUAGUAUUCUGUGGACAGCUUGCAAAGUGAGUACCUUUAUUAAAGUAAACAUAACUUCUUUUAGGAUUGAUCAAUUUCUUUCAUUCUUUUUUCCUAAUAAGCAGGAGAGAGUGCUUGUUAAAUAUAUGCUUUACUGAAAUUUUGAGUGUCAUUUGUUUGUUGUGAAGAAAAAAGUCACAAAUUCCGGUCAACUUUUUUUAUUUAACCCUGUAAUGCACAUGAUGCCUGACUGCCCCAAUUCACCUAAAGUCGUCAUAACUUCUGUGUUCAUUUUUUGUUUGAUUCCCAGCUUGUAUCCAUUUGAAGCCUUUAAUUUUAGUAUGUUGCUUUUACUUGAUAAUUUGGGAGACUUUGGAACAAUAAUUGGCAGCAGACUUGCCAGGUGUGUUUCCAAUGUUAAUAUUAAUAUUGGUUU
Messenger RNA from Asterias rubens (European starfish), 1841 nucleotides. RefSeq names its product chymotrypsinogen A-like. The coding region runs from base 305 to 1132 and encodes 275 amino acids. Gene Ontology annotation, molecular function: serine-type endopeptidase activity. Lineage: Eukaryota; Metazoa; Echinodermata; Asteroidea; Forcipulatida; Asteriidae. Gene Ontology annotation, biological process: proteolysis. The record is from RefSeq and is a predicted model, not a curated record. The transcript has 6 exons.